ACAAGGAAACCACUUUGAAAAGUUUGCAAAAGAAGAUUUUCCUCAACUUAUCCACAUAAUGGGGACUUUUACUGAUGAAACUUCACAAAAACAAAUAAUAACCGACUCAACACUGCCAAAAGAUGCUAAUAAUAAUGGCACGUACACGAAACUCAAAACUCCAAUUUCAACUAAGAACCAACAUACUGAAACUGAACAAGAAGACACUAAAAUCACUGUUACUGAUGAAAUUCAACGUCUAGAAACCAGUGUUACACACAAGAUAUCACAAAUGCUGGAUAAUCAAAAUUCAAAUUUUCAAACAUUGAAAACAGAGAUAGAACAGGUAAAGUUGAUAAUAAAGUGUACUAAAACAGCUGAUGAACUUGACACAUUGUUACAAGCAUCAAAAAAUGAAGUAAUAAUACUAAACGAAAGAUUGAACAAUAAAAAGGAAGAGAUAAAUCAUCUCCAUAUUAGUAAUCAACAACUUAAGGACACUCUUAAGGAGUCAAUAGAGGACCUUAAUACUGCAUUACAGUCAUCAAGAAAUGAAACCCAUGUUUUGAUGGACAAACUCGACAAAAAGGAUGAAGAGAUCGAAAAAUUCAGUACCAGCAACAGAAGUUUAAGCGACAAGUUGGAUAAUCUUUUUGAACAUAAUCUUAACCUCAAAUCACAACUGCUUACAUUACUUGACCCACAACAGGCAACUCAAGUAAAAACACAGGACAAAUUCACCUUACAGAAGGCAGAUACCUCACACCUUGAAGAAGAAUAUGUCCCAAAAGUUCUUCUGAUUGGUACCUCAAACACUAAAGGAAUAAAAGAAGAUAAAGUAACUAAUGCAGUCAAAAUUCACAAAUCAAUUCAAUACACAAUAGACGAGGCAACUACUUACAUCACACAAUACGAAGAACAACCAAAUCUAGUAAUCCUGCACAUUCUUACAAAUGAUCUAAAAAAAUAUGAACCUACAACAUGUGUUGACAAAUUAAUGCACCUAGUGCACCUUAUCGGACAAAAAUGGACUCAAAGUAAAUGUCUGAUAUCACUAGCUACACCUAGAGCUGACGAUAUUAACCACCACACUAAUGGUGUGAUCAUAAAUGCCUUGAUCAAACAGAAAAUAUCGAAUUGUCACCAUGUUACGGUUGUAGAACACACAAACAUGCUAUCAGGAGGAAACACCAUGAUGACACUAUUGUCUGAUGACAAAUAUCACCUGAACGACAAAGGAACCUCAAUACUGGCAAACAAUCUGAAACACGCAAUACAUUCAACCCUGAAUAUAACAAUACAGCGUAACAGAAGCAGAUCCAGAAGUCGCAACACAAACAGUAGACAAGUAGGACGUGGACGUGGUCGUGGCCGUGGCUUAAUGGGACCCGCACCUCAUAAAUAACAUUAAUAAUUAAGAUUCAUAAAAGAAAAUUAUUGUAUACAAAAAAUAUUGGACAAAAAUUGUUAGUUUGUAAAUUGCUCUAAUUUUUCUUUUUUAAGAUUUUCCCAGUUUACAAGUACUUAAAUACAUACUAUUUUUCUUAAACAAAGAAAUUCUACCAAUUAUCUGAUUUGAAAAGUUAUUUCAAGAAAGAAAAAAGAAGAAGAUAUUUUGUUAGCUUAAAAAAAAAA
This is a messenger RNA of Mytilus trossulus (common blue mussel), 1614 nucleotides long. RefSeq lists its product as uncharacterized. Lineage: Eukaryota; Metazoa; Mollusca; Bivalvia; Mytilida; Mytilidae. The coding region runs from base 59 to 1384 and encodes 441 amino acids. The transcript has a single exon. The record is from RefSeq and is a predicted model, not a curated record.